Messenger RNA from Abrus precatorius (Indian licorice), 657 nucleotides. Its product is annotated as probable BOI-related E3 ubiquitin-protein ligase 2. Gene Ontology annotation, molecular function: ubiquitin-protein transferase activity. The transcript is spliced from 2 exons. The coding region runs from base 1 to 657 and encodes 218 amino acids. NCBI's taxonomy places the organism in Eukaryota, Viridiplantae, Streptophyta, Magnoliopsida, Fabales, Fabaceae. The record is from RefSeq and is a predicted model, not a curated record.
AUGAAUCCCAAUAUGUUUGUUGAUGAUCCCACUCUUUUAUUUUUCUCUAGCUGCAAUCAUUCCGACAAGUACAAUCACAUCAUUCAAUCUUUAACGCCAAUUUCUCAGAACUUGGCACUUGAGUUUGGCGAACUGAAGGACAAUGAGGUUGAUCGUUAUAUCAUAUUACAGACCGAAAAACUCAGAAUUUUGUUGCAAGAGCAAAGAGCACAACAAGUGGCAGAAUUGUUAGAAAAGGUAGAAUCGGACGCAUUUUAUAUGUUAAGUCAGAAAGACGAGCAAUUAGCACAAGCAGCAAAGAAAAGGAUUGAGUUAGAAGAAUUUUUGAGAAGGCUAGAAGCAGAAAAUCAAUCGUGGAGACGAGUGGCCCAAGAAAAUGAAACUAUGGUAUUAUCGCUACAUAACGCUUUAGAACAGAUGAAAGAAAGAGCUUCUCAUGUGAUGGCGAUGGAAGAUGUUGAAUCCUGCUGUGAUGAAAUUAGGAGAGACAUGGGAAUGGAAGAACAAAUUUGCAAAGGUUGUAAUUCUCGAAGCUCGUGUUUUAUGUUCCUUCCUUGCAGACACCUUUGUUCUUGCAGAAAUUGUGAGGCCUUUCUCCAAGCUUGUCCUGUAUGCAGAACGCAAAAGAAGUAUAGUAUAGAAACUUUAAUUUUUUAA